This is a messenger RNA of Salarias fasciatus (jewelled blenny), 1275 nucleotides long. It is a transcript of the gene opn5, whose product is annotated as opsin 5. The transcript has 7 exons. Gene Ontology annotation, cellular component: membrane. Gene Ontology annotation, molecular function: G protein-coupled receptor activity. The record is from RefSeq and is a predicted model, not a curated record. Gene Ontology annotation, biological process: visual perception; G protein-coupled receptor signaling pathway. NCBI's taxonomy places the organism in Eukaryota, Metazoa, Chordata, Actinopteri, Blenniiformes, Blenniidae. The coding region runs from base 68 to 1144 and encodes 358 amino acids.
AUUAUCAGUGGGAAUUUAAACUCGCCUCGGAAUGACUGCGGAGCGGUGAAAAGGACGCUCUCCGCUGAUGGCAGUGAUGGAGAACGCGACGUGGCCGCACUCCUCGUACGUCCCCCAUUACCGCCUCCGCGGCGACCCCUUCGCCUCCAGGCUCUCCAGGGAGGCGGACAUCGUCGCCGCCUUCUACAUCUGCAUCAUAGGAAUCAUGUCUGCAACCGGGAACGGCUACGUCAUUUAUAUGACCAUCAAACGCAAGACCAAGUUAAAGCCUCCGGAGCUCAUGACUGUUAAUCUCGCCAUCUUUGAUUUUGGCAUAUCAGUGACAGGAAAGCCCUUCUUCGUGGUCUCCAGUUUCUCCCACCGCUGGCUGUUCGGCUGGGAGGGCUGCCGCUUCUACGGCUGGGCGGGUUUCUUCUUCGGCUGCGGGAGCCUCAUCACCAUGACGGUGGUCAGUCUGGACCGAUACCUGAAGAUCUGCCAUCUUCGAUACGGCACGUGGCUGAAGCGCCACCACGCCUUCGUGUGCCUGGCCCUGGUGUGGCUGUACGCGGCGUUCUGGGCCACCAUGCCCCUGCUGGGCUGGGGCAGCUACGCCCCGGAGCCGUUCGGCACCUCCUGCACGCUGGACUGGUGGCUGGCGCAGGCCUCGCUGUCGGGCCAGAGCUUCGUCAUGGCCAUCCUCUUCUUCUGCCUCGUCCUGCCCACCGGCAUCAUCGUCUUCUCCUACGUCAUGAUCAUCUUCAAGGUCAAGUCCUCCGCCAAGGAGAUCUCAAACUUCGACGCCCGCAUCAGAAACAACCACAACCUUGAGAUAAAGCUCACAAAGGUGGCCAUGCUGAUCUGCGCAGGCUUCUUGAUAGCCUGGAUCCCCUAUGCAGUGGUGUCGGUGGUGUCGGCGUUCGGCGAGCCCGACUCGGUGCCCAUCCCCGUGUCCGUCAUCCCCACGCUGCUGGCCAAGUCCUCGGCCAUGUACAACCCCAUCAUCUACCAGCUCGUAGACCUGAAAAACUCCUGUUCGUCCUGCUGCUUCAAGGUCAUGAAGAAGCGGCGGCAUUUUAGAAAGUCAAGGUUUUACACCAUCUCCGGCUCGCUGAAGGACCCGCCGCCGCCGCCGGCAGCCAAAGACACUCACAUCGAGAUGUGAGGCUGAAACAGAGACUUUAGACUGAGUGACCUUCUUACCUCUUCUACUUUGGACCGUCUGCCUUGCCCCCUGCCCUUCGUGCCCUGCACUUGACCAAUCACACGCUGCCUGUCAUCUGCUGUCAUCAGCCA